This is a messenger RNA of Lotus japonicus, 1543 nucleotides long. RefSeq names its product probable glycosyltransferase At3g07620. Gene Ontology annotation, molecular function: glycosyltransferase activity. The transcript has 4 exons. The record is from RefSeq and is a predicted model, not a curated record. Bases 135 to 1505 code for a protein of 456 amino acids. NCBI's taxonomy places the organism in Eukaryota, Viridiplantae, Streptophyta, Magnoliopsida, Fabales, Fabaceae.
GUCAAAAAUUGGAGAAUCCACACAACAUGCCUUCCACAAUUAAAAACUUCUCCCAAGAAUGAGAUGAGAUACAUGGGAAAUGAAUCAAUGUUUGUUUUGAGCUUCAAGAGGAUUUGACACUUCAACAAAUUAAAAUGCACUUGAAUUUCGCUGUGAUCACAGUCACUGUCUUUGUGGUGUUUUCUUGUAUUAGUAAAACAGAGGGUGUAAACUGGAUUCAAAAUGGACAUUCAGAAUCAACACUUUCACCAUUCAAGGAUGAAGGUAAACACAAGCCAAUGGCCAAUAAUGGAGAAUUGAAUUUUGUUAAAGAUGAAUUGGCUACGAAAAGAUCAAUGCAGGAAGGUAGCAAAUUGAAUAAGGUUGAAGCAAAUCUUGCAAAAGCAAGAGCAUUGAUAAGAGAAGCCAUGAGAAGCAAUGUCACAGUACCUCCUGAAGAUAAUACUGAGUAUAUUCCACAAGGACACAUCUACAGAAACGCCUUUGCUUUCCACAGGAGUUAUCACUUAAUGGAGAAGCUCUUUAAAAUCUUUGUGUAUGAAGAGGGAGAGCCCCCUCUAUUUCAUUAUGGUCCCUGUAAGAGCAUAUAUUCCAUGGAAGGAAUUUUUAUCAACUUAUUGGAACAGAAUACCCUGCUUCGUACUCAGAAUCCAGAUGAAGCUUAUGUAUACUUUCUUCCAUUUAGUGUUGUGAUGAUCCUUGAUCAUCUGUUUCACCCAGUUAUUCGUGACAAAGCUGUAUUAGGGCGUACUAUUGGUGAUUAUGUCCACAUCAUAUCUCACAAGUAUCCAUAUUGGAAUAGAAGUUAUGGAGCUGAUCAUUUCAUGCUUUCUUGUCAUGAUUGGGGACCAAGAGCAACAUGGUAUGUUAAGGAAUUAUAUUUCAUCGCAAUAAGGGUGCUAUGCAAUGCAAACAUUUCUGAGCAUUUCAAUCCCAAGAAGGAUGCAUCAUUUCCUGAAAUAAACCUAAUAUCAGGGGAGACAACAAGUCUUAUUGGCGGCUAUCCGCCCUCGAACCGAACAGUUUUGGCUUUCUUUGCAGGAGGAAUGCAUGGAAGGAUUAGACCAGUAAUUUUCCAACAUUGGGGGAACAAAGACCAAGAUGUGCUAGUUUAUGAGAAACUCCCGGAAGGAGUUUCAUACCAUGAGACAAUGAAGAAGAGCAAAUAUUGCAUUUGUCCAAGUGGGUAUGAAGUUGCAAGUCCAAGAAUUCCGGAGGCUAUUUAUGCACAAUGUGUACCUGUAAUAAUAUCACAACAAUAUGUACUUCCCUUUAGUGAUGUUCUUAACUGGGAUUCUUUCUCAAUUCAGAUUGAAGUAAGUGAGAUACCCAAGCUUAAGGAAAUUUUGCUGGGUAUAUCGGAUGAUAAGUAUAUGAAACUACUAGAGGGAGUGAAUCAAGUUCAAAGACAUUUUAUAGUGAACAAUCCUCCCAAGAGAUAUGAUGUAUUCCAUAUGAUUAUCCAUUCGAUAUGGCUUAGGAGGUUAAAUGUACGUGUGAAAUAACUCAUCAAGUCAAUGUUAUUAUAUAUUAUAUUAUUUUG